Messenger RNA from Peniophora sp. CBMAI 1063, 828 nucleotides. Lineage: Eukaryota; Fungi; Basidiomycota; Agaricomycetes; Russulales; Peniophoraceae. The record is from the annotation of a GenBank genome assembly.
AUGGUCUCCUUCAUCGAGCAUGCCAAAACCAUUCAUCUUUUUGUACAGGCCGACUACAAGACGGUCAUGCUGCCCGUGACUCUGUUGUCAUACUUCGCAGCGCCGCACACUACCCCAGUCUACUUCGCUCGCAGUAUCGCCUGGACCUUUCUCCAGCUGCUGUACUUCUGUAUCGCAAACCAGGUGUUCGACCCAGAAGAGGACGCUCUCAAUAAGCCGUGGCGGCCUAUUCCAGCCGGACGUAUCACCGUUCGGAGCGCGAACAUUCUCCGCGCGGCCAUCCUGCCCGUAUGUGUCGCCCUGUCGUGGUACUGGGGCGUGCUGCCGCAAUGCCUUGUCAUGAUCCUCUUGGGAUCCGCCUAUAACGACUUCAACAUCGGCGCGCACUGGGCACCGCGUCAUGCCUCGGUCGCUGUUAUGUACGGCGCUCUAAACUCUGGAGCUGCCCACGUAGCCUGCGAUGUUUGCUACAACGGAAUCGAAGUCAUCAAUAUCCUUCGUCACACACUGAAUGCACUGGUGAUCCUCACCACCAUACAAGCUGCCGACUUCCGCGACGCAGAGGGAGACGCUGCCCGCGGACGAUCCACCAUCCCGCUGCGUUGGCCCUCGCUCGCUCGCCCGAGCAUGCCGGUGCUUCUCUUCAUAUGGUCGGCGGUAGUAUGCGCUCUAUCCAGCGCACAGGGCAUUGUUCGAACCAUCUUUGCAAUCAUGGGUCUCGCAACGGGGUUGCGCUUCCAAUACAUGACAACGCCCAAGCAGGACAGGCGCUCGUAUCUCUGGUACGACAUAUGGUUAUGCGUCGCGCAGGUUCUCCCGUUUGUUUGA